AUGUUUCCACUGCUGCUGCUGGCCUACGUCGUGGCUGUUAAAGUUUUUAAAAAGACAACACCAAAUGGAAAAGUUACAGUCUACCUUGGCAAAAGAGACUUUAUUGAUCAUCUUGAGUUUGUAGAUCCAAUUGAUGGUGUAGUUGUUGUUGAAAAUGAUUAUCUCCAAGGACGUAGAGUUUAUGGCCAAGUUAUUACAACAUUCCGAUAUGGUCGGGAGGAAGAUGAAGUCAUGGGAGUCAAAUUCAGCAAGGAAAUGAUUAUUGCUAAAGAUCAAAUAAUACCGAUGAAGAAAGAAAAACAAGAGACAACACCAAUUCAAGACCGUUUGCUUAAAAAAUUAGGUCCGAAUGCUUUUCCAUUUAAUUUUGUUUUCCCACCCAGCUCUCCAAGCUCCGUAACACUGCAACCUGGUGACGAUGAUCAAGGAAAACCGCUUGGAGUUGAGUACACGGUUAAAGUAUUUGUCGGUGAAAAUGAAGAGGACAAAGGACACAAACGUUCAUCGGUAGCUCUAGCGAUUAAAAAACUUCAGUUUGCUCCAAUUUCACGUGGACGCAGACUUCCAAGCUCUCUGGUAUCCAAAGGCUUUACAUUCUCCAAUGGUAAACUAAAUCUUGAAGUUACACUUGACAGAGAAAUUUACUAUCACGGUGAAAAAAUAGCUGCUAAUGUUAUCGUUACCAACAACUCACGUAAAGCAGUUAAAAAUAUUAAGCUAUUUGUAGUGCAGCACUGUGAAGUAACAAUGGUAAACUCUCAGUUUUCUCGGAAUGUAGCAAGUCUGGAAACGCGCGAAGGUUGUCCAAUAACACCCGGAGCUAAUUUUACAAAACAAUUUUAUCUUGUGCCUUUGGCCAGCAGUAAUAAAGAUCGCCGUGGAAUCGCACUUGACGGACAUCUUAAAGAAGAUGAUGUAAAUUUGGCGUCUUCAACAAUGGCAGCUGAGGGUAAAUGUCCCGCAGAAUCUCUAGGUAUAAUAAUUUCAUACUCAAUACGUGUUAAAUUAAAUUGCGGAACAUUGGGCGGUGAAUUGAUAACCGACGUGCCAUUCAAACUGAUGCACCCAGCGCCAGAAAAUGCCGAAAGGGAAAAAGCAAAUCUCAAAAAAUCAAAAAGUAUCGACCGUGCACGUUAUGAAAAUUCAUGCUACGCAAAUGACGACGAUGACAAUAUCGUCUUUGAAGAUUUUGCACGAUUACGUCUCAACGAGCCUGAAUAAAUUUUAUUAGGUAAUUUAAUAACAACUGUACUUUAAUGCUGGUGCUAUCUAAUUACUCUGAAAGGGAACAAUUACUCUCAAUUAGU
Molecule: messenger RNA, 1307 nt
Organism: Microplitis demolitor
Lineage: Eukaryota; Metazoa; Arthropoda; Insecta; Hymenoptera; Braconidae
Gene: Arr2
Product: arrestin homolog
Exons: 5
Coding region: 1-1221 (406 amino acids)
Biological process (GO): G protein-coupled receptor internalization; signal transduction
Cellular component (GO): cytoplasm
Molecular function (GO): G protein-coupled receptor binding
Source: RefSeq, a predicted model, not a curated record